Filobasidium floriforme is the source of this 3053-nucleotide messenger RNA. Its product is annotated as sulfate transporter family-domain-containing protein. The record is from RefSeq and is a predicted model, not a curated record. Gene Ontology annotation, molecular function: sulfate transmembrane transporter activity. The transcript has 4 exons. Lineage: Eukaryota; Fungi; Basidiomycota; Tremellomycetes; Filobasidiales; Filobasidiaceae. Gene Ontology annotation, cellular component: membrane. Bases 336 to 2792 code for a protein of 818 amino acids. Gene Ontology annotation, biological process: transmembrane transport.
GCGACAUGUAAAAAUCUCCGAUCCCCGGUGUCUUCGCCUCGGUUCUAGAAAUAGCGCUGAGUCGCUGAUGAAGAUCACGAAUUGCUAAUCACGAAACGUUCGACGCUGACGGACUUUUGCCUCGAGCUGCGUGUGUGCUGCUUCAUAUACUCGUGAACCCAGGUCGCAUUCCGAAUCGUGCCUUCUCAUCGUCCGAAUAGUCUCAACCUCGUUCAACCUUCUUCCAUCCUUGAUCGUAUCGCGUUUCAUCUGCUCGUCGAGCUUGUAACACCACCCUCACCACCUCGCCUUUCCUUCUCCACUUCACUUCAUUCUCUCUUGAAACACCCCUCGUCAUGGGUCUGUUUGGUCGAGAAAGUACGGGCGAACCCAAGGUCGAAACGGAAACGACGCAACCGCCCGAUUCGCUCUUCACCCCAGCCUACGUUCAGCGUUCACGUACGGACGGCCAACGUUCUGAUCGGCCACGAUCGUUCGGCUUCAAAGCUCGUCGGACAGCGAAGAAGCUCGUCGGCGAACCCGAUGAUGCGCCGGAUACCAUCCACACGUUCUCCUACUUGGCGGGCAAUACGGGCAACGUCAAGCAGCGCGUCAAGGAUUACGGGUUGAGCUUGUUCCCUUUUAUACAAUGGGCGCCUAGGUACAACGUACAUUGGUUGAUCGGGGAUCUUAUUGCUGGUAUCACCGUCGGUAUCGUGUUGGUCCCCCAGUCAUUGUCAUACGCCAAACUCGCCGGUCUUCCCAUCGAAUAUGGUCUCUACUCUUCCUUCAUCGGUGUCCUCACCUACGCCUUCUUUGCUACGUCCAAAGACGUCUCCAUCGGACCCGUCGCUGUCAUGUCCUUGCAAACCGCCAACGUCAUUUCUUAUGUGCAACAACACCAUGCUAGCGAAGGAUGGGAGCCUCAAGUGAUCGCUACCGCCUUGGCGUUCAUCUCGGGUUUCAUCGUUCUCGGAAUCGGCUUGUUGAGAUUGGGAUGGAUUGUUGAAUUCAUUCCCCAGCCAGCGGUAUCCGGUUUCAUGACCGGGUCCGCUAUCAACAUCGCCGCUGGUCAAGUGCCCGCCCUUUUCGGGAUCAACUCUCGAUUGAACACCAGGGAAGAGACGUUCAAGGUCAUCAUCAACACGCUCAAGAACCUGCAUCACGCUACCAAGGACGCCGCUUUCGGUGUGACCUGUUUGACGGUCUUGUACCUAUUGAAGUGGGGAUUGGCUUGGAGUGGGGAUCGAUACCCCAAAUUUAGGAGGCCGGCUUUCUUCUUGAGUUGUUUCAGGCAUGGUUUCGUCAUCAUUUUGGCUACUGCCAUCUCGUACGGGAUCUGCAAGGGCAAGACAAAGGCUCAACGACCUAUCGCCAUCCUCGGUCAAGUCCCCUCGGGUCUGCGCCAUGUCGGCCAACCGUACAUCACUUCCGGCCUCCUCUCCGCCCUCGCCCCCAAGUUGCCGGUCUCGGUCAUCGUCCUCCUUCUUGAACAUAUCUCCAUCGCCAAAUCGUUCGGCCGAUUGAACGGGUACAAGAUCAACCCCAACCAGGAGCUCAUCGCUAUCGGUGUUAACAACACGUUGGGUACAUUGUUUAACGCUUACCCUUCGACGGGUUCGUUCAGUCGAUCGGCACUCAAGUCCAAGGCUGGAGUGAGGACCCCUGCGGCGGGUAUCCCAACGGGUAUCGUCGUCAUCAUCGCUUUGUACGCGUUGACCGGUGCUUUCAAGUACAUCCCCAACGCUGCUAUCUCGGCCCUGAUCAUCCACGCCGUAGCCGACCUGGUCGCCAGCCCUGCUCAGUCUUACGGUUUCUGGCGAGUCGCUCCUCUGGAAUGGGUCAUCUUCACCGCCGCCGUCGUCGUUUCGGUCUUCAGCUCAAUCGAGAACGGUAUCUACACCUCUCUGGCCGCCUCGGUCGUCCUCUUGUUGUUCAGGAUCGCUCGUCCUAGGGGUCACUUCCUCGGACGUGUCAGGAUCAGGCCGGAAAACUCGACCUCGGAUGCCGAUAUUCGGGACGUCUACGUGCCGCUCUGUGGGGAUGGUGGGAUCACCAACCCGGCCGUUAAGAUCGAAGCGCCUCCUGAGGGUGUCAUCAUCUAUCGGUUCGAAGAGUCUUUCCUCUACCCGAACGCUUCGUACAUCAACUCGGCCAUUAUCGACCACGUCAAGACGAAUACUCGUCGAGGCAAGGACAUGAGCAACGUCAAGCUCGGGGAUCGACCUUGGAACGACCCUGGCCCCAAGAAGGGUCAGGCGAUCGAGAAUAUCGAUUCGUUGAGCAAACCGAGGUGUCGAGCGAUCAUUCUCGACUUUGCCGCCGUCGCCAACCUUGACACGACCGGUGUGCAGAACCUGAUCGAUUUGAGGCGCGAGGUGGAGAAAUGGGCGGACCAGAGCGUAGAGUUCCACUUUGCCGCCGUCUUGGCUCCCUGGACGAGACGGGCAUUGAUCGCCGGUGGAUUCGGGUAUGGAGGUGCGAUCCGACAUUCUCGUCCGAACGAGGUCGCUCCCGUCCUGCCACCCAUGGACGCCCUCUCCCCCGCCGACCGGGCUCAACGGGAGAGGGAGGCAGAAGAGGCAAGGGGAGAUCACGUCAUCCGCCCUGCUCAACAGAGGCAAGACCGAGUCGAGCUCGCCGAGCAGGAAGAGACGGCCCGAUCGAGCCCAUACGGGUCCGAUCUGGAGGCGGGCAAAAGGUCGUUGGCAGAGUCGUCCGUGUCGAGCGAGGCACCCAUCUUGGCCACCGACACGCCGUUCUUCCACAUCGACCUCGCCAGCGCCAUCGCCUCGAUCGCUCCCAACGAGUAAACAAAACCAAAAAGAGGCUCAGGAUCAAUAGGACAGAACAUAUAAUCAAACAGCAAACAGGCCGACAAUCAUCUUUCGGGUUUUCGAUGGGGUUCUUCCCACAUUUCAUAUUUUUGGCUCGCGGUUAGAUGCGCUUUUUGUAACGACACAACGAACACCAAAAAGGAGGCCAAAGCGCCUCUUCUCUCAACAGUUGUAGAUCAGAUAGAAUAGAUGACAAGUGCUAGUAGUAGUAAUGACAUGAUACGUUUGAUGUCUUUG